AUGGAUACGCCCCUCGCUCAGGCUGACGCUGUGCGCAGCGCCGUCGCGUCGGUCGCGACCUGUUCGCCCGCGACGUCUGCCAUACUCAAGGCCCUGCUGCUACCCAAAGACGAGUCCCCGACCGCCGACGAGAGCAUCCCCCGCGCUGCCCCGAAGACCGCAAAUCCUUCCCGAUCACGAGCAAACACAGUCGCGAGAGUCCCGUCAAAACGCGUCAAACCCGCUUCCGCUUCCGCUUCUAGUUCCGCUGUUGCCGACAAUGGCUUGUCCGUUCGAGAGAAGGCGGCGCUCGCGACGCACGUCGUCAAUGCCACCCUCAAGGUCCUCGGAGAGGCUGCGAAGCCGUCUCCGACAACACCGGCGACCCCUUCCAGACGACCCGCGCAGGAGGAUGAGCUGGUGAAGACGGCAACAAGAAACGCGCUCCGGCGGUCAAGCUCAGCACCGAUGUCCCCCAUGCAGCCGCGCUCCCUCAACCGACAAGCCACCACGCCCGUCGCCGCAAAAUCCGCCCGGUCGCCCUCCAAGACGACAAGCAACACCAACCUCCUCGCCAUGGUCGAGUGCGCCCGCGUGGCCCUGACCGCCUUGCGCCAGCUGCCCGCCUCGGGCAAGGUCACCCUCCCGGAGCUCCAGCUCGAAUCCGGCAUGUCGGCGCUGGUUGGGAAGCUGAUAUCCUUGAACCUGCACGAGCAGGCCAUUAAGGAGCUCCGAAUUCUGAAAAAGAGGUUGGAGUGCCCGUCAGAUUCCGAGUUGAAGAAGCCGGCCAGGACAACAAAUGCGGAGCCCAGAAAUGCCUCCCAGCUCUUCUCAGAGCUACUCGACUACAGCGGCGUGAAGGCGUCCGGGCAGAAGCUUCUGUUGGUCAUCGCGACGCAAAUCCAAACAUUGCGGGUGCUGGCCAUGACGAAGAAGCCCGCGGCGGUCGAGUCGGCACUGCCGCACCUGCGGCAGGAACAGGCCUCUUCACCGAUCAGCCUGCUGCUCGCCGCGGCAGCCGAGGACGGCGCCGAUGUUGGGAAGAUCGCUCGCCAAAUGGAGACCUUGGCCCAAUGCCUGCUCUCGCUCACCCCGAGCGUGUCCAGCAAGGACGACAGUUUAGCCCAGGAGUCCCGGCUCAGCGUCUCCCCCGCAUCUGCGCUCGAGCUGCAGGCGCUUGCGCUAGAAGUUCGACUGCAUUGGUGGAGGCUGGCAAAGCAUAAAGGAGACGCCGAGAAGGACAUCAUGGUUACUCUGUCGAGGUGUCUGGGGGCCUACGUUCGUCGAACUUCCGAGAGUCCCAAAUCCAGCUACCGCUUUUGCUCGGAUAUCUGCGGACGGAUCACCCAGCAGCUGCAGAGCCACGGCCUGCACCCGCUGAAAGGUUCGAAACUCCCUCUUGCCACAAUAUACCAGACUCUGGUCACGCUGGCACGCGACGCCCAACAAAUACCGGACGCCGUGAUGUGGGCAACGAAGCUCCGCGAAGCCGUAGAUCCCAACGUCGAAUCGGUUGCGAAAACGUGUUCGCUUGCGGCUCAGUUGCUGUCCCUCCAUCUGAAGCAGCCUGAAAAGUACCUGUCGGAUGACCGGCUCCUCAGAGAAGUUGUUACUGGCAUCCAGGGUCCUCUAAGGGGGGAUACUUCGGAACUGGACGAGCUCUUGACCAACAUCUGCGCGGCCCGGAAAUCAGCGAUGCAGGUCCUGCUCAGCUCCGGCCGGGACGGGGACAACGUCUUCCAACCCUCGGCCACCGUCAAGGAGCUUCUGGAAACAUUCAUUCUCCAGUGUCCGCGGUUUUGCCUCCGAUGGCUCGGUAAGCCGCCGGGGCCCAAGGCCAGCACCAAGGAUUACCUCCGAUACGAACAACGACGCCAGCUUAUGUUGCAAUACCUUCGGCAUAUUCUCGAUUCAGCAUUCGUGACCAUCAAGACCUGCCUGGAGCAGUCACGGCUGGGCUGGGAGCUCAUGGACUCCAUCCUCAGUGAUUGCAACACGCUCUUGGAGUACACGGGAGGCAUGGCUUCGGCCGAUGCUUCGGCGUCUUAUCACGUAAAGAUCUCGCAUUUUUACUACUUGCAGUACAGCUGCCUCCGGCAACAAUCAACUAAUCCAAAGGACGUCGGGCCCCUCCGCGCCUUGCGCCGUUCCAUCGAGUGCGUCAAGCAUCGAACGAGCGCGGAGCGGGAGAAGGCGCAGCUCACUCUGAAGCUGGAACGCAUGGCGGAAAUUUGCCGGUCCCUCGGCAGGAUCGACGAAGCACUCGGCGCUCUCCAAGCCAUUCGAACAAGCCUUUUGGAUGACGGGGUGCUUUCGUCUGUUGCGGCCGCCCUCGCGACCGAGUCGCCGCUCGUUGCCUGGGCCAGCAGCGAAAAAGCCGAGGGCCUCUCGCGUGCCCUGCUGGCAAUCGCGAAAAUGGAGCAGGUCUGGAUUGACUGGACAGUGGAUCUCCCAGAGACCGAAAGAGCUGCCGCGCUGGAACAUCGGCUGCGGUUCAUUCUGCUGGCGGAUGGGGCAAAGGAGGCCGAGAUCACGCUGGAGCACCCUGUUGUCGACGCACUCCUCCGCACCUACAUCCCCACUCGGUACCCCAUCCGGAGACUCAGGGUGCUUCUUCUCCUGCUCUGCUCGGCCCUGGGCAACCUCGACAGGGCGCCCGAGCUCCUAUCGGUCGCUAAGGAUGCCGCACAGCUCGAGGACAGCAGCGAAUUCGGCGAGGACUCGGGUCUGGCCGGCUUUCUUCAGCACAUGAAGGCUCUGUACGGUUCGCUGGCUGCCGCAGUCGAUGCCUACCGGGACAGCCACGCUCUGGAGCGGUCGAUUAGCUCCUGGCGCUCGAUCAUCACAGCAUGUCAGGACAAGGCGGCGCUAGAAAAGGCAAUCGAUGACGUGCCAGGGCUGCUGGAGCACUUACGGGCGGUUGCCGACUUUCUCCGCAUGAAGGGCCGGGACACCACAUUAGCGACGGUCCUGGAGCUUACGGCCGACAUCGCGCGGCUGGCGGAAGGGUCAAGGACGGAAGAUGUCGUCCAACACAGCUCAUGCCUUGCUUUGCAAUACACGAAGCUCGGUCUGGCGCCGAAGGCCGAGCAGGUGUUCCAGAAGACGCAGGAGCUCAUCGGGGAUCAACUGCGUGGCGAAGCCCUCGUCACCUUCCACCUAGCCUUUGCCGAGCAUUUCCUAGCCGCCGGCAGCUUCAGGCAAGCCGAAGAGCACCUUUCACUGGCCGAGCUCGCCUUUGAUGCCGACACGCCACCCCCAAGGCGUGGCAGGACCGAAAAGCGGCGGCUCGUCGCCAACGCUUACUACCUGCAGUCGCUCAUCGCCCUGGAGCGGGGCGACUCUCACCACGCUCUGGCCUACUCGAGAGACAGCGUCCGCACCCUCUUCCAAGAUUGGGCCAAGCUGGAGUCUCGGCUUGCGCCGACUUCCACCGCCGAGCAGAGCCAGCUUGAUUGUCAAACACCCGAUGUCUCGGCGGUGGACCUCCAAGGAGAAGCCCAUCAUCAGCAAAGCCCCGGCCCCGAGUUCUGGCAGCUUUUUUACUGUCUCUACCGCAAUGUGUUUCGGCUCUCCUCGCUGUACGCUCACCUAGGCAUGUUCCAAGAGACCAUGUACUACGCAGAGCAGGCCCUGAAGAUGGCGAGGACGGUCGGUUCCGAGUUUUACAACGCCGAGUGCGCCGCCUGGAUCGGGUCGGUCUCUUGGAAGGCAGCCAAGGCCGAGAAGUCGCUCGAGAUGCUGCAGCAGGCUGCCGCUCUGCUCCCCAGAGACAACCGCUCGUAUUCGUGCGCGACGCUCGCAUGCCAGAUCGGUUCCAUGUAUCUCUCUCAGAACAACUUGGAGGGGGCGGCGGCUAUGCUGGAGACAGCCGAAGCCCUCGCCGAGGCGCUCGCGCGGGAGCCAGUGACCGCUGAGCAACCUGCCAGCACCGCAGUCAUCGAAGACAGGAUGGAAAAGCUCAGCAUAGCCCAGAAACCAGCGAGAGGCGGACGCAAGACUGCGGCGAAACAGGCGCCAGCGAAGAAGCCCACCAAGGCUCCGGCGAGGGCCAAAGCAUCGGCGGCUCCUGCCCCCGAGAAACCAGCGCCGCCUGUGGAAAACGCUCAGUUGGCCAAGCUCCGUGCGUCCAUUCUCGUCCAGAAAGCUGUGUCUAUGCUGCGCCAAAAAGAGUGGGCGGCAGCCCAGGCCGUCCUUGCGGAAGCCACAGCUACCUCGAAGGCGUCGGGUCUCCUGCCCACCAGGCACGUCGCCAUGGCCUCGUGCCUCCUGGGGAUGAGCAUGGAGCAGAUGGCUCACGACCCGGUAUUUUCCGUCAUUCAGGACUCGACCAUUUCGUUUCCUGCCCUGUCGGGCUCCGGCCAGGCUUCGCCAGCCCGGCCAUCCCCGCCGAAGGCUCCGUCGCCGAAGAAAUCACGAAGCGCCGCUCCAGCGGGCCCGCGAGAGACGGCGAAGGAGGCGCACCCGCGGAUGUACGUCGACCACCUGCGCGAAGCGCACGACUAUCUCCUGGAGGCGCACUCGGUGGCAGCGCUCAGCAGCGACUCAAGCCUGAUCCACAGGAUCUCGGGCAUGCUUCAGAAUGUCGGUCUGUUUCUCACAGCAACUUCCGCCAAGGCCAAGGCGACCAUCCACUCGGCCCAGACGUCGUACGCGGUCGAGCUCGCUCGGAAUCUGACCUGGCGGCGGGAACGCAAGGCGGUCGCGCAGGAGAAGCUGGUGGCCAAAACCGACGGGCUGCAGUGGCCGCCCGCGCUCCACUCUGCCGCCAGCAGACGGUCGAGUCUCGGAUUCACCCUCGAACUGCACAAGAUCCAGCGGGACUACGUCGACAUCAUCCCCAAGUCGUGGAGCGUGAUCUCGAUCUCGCUCAGCGACGGCAACCAUGACCUCUGCAUCACCAAGCUCCAGGCGGGCGAGAGCCCCUUCGUCAUCCGGCUGCCGCUGGAGCGCGCGAGCUCCCGCGACGCGGACAGCGACGUGUUUGACUUCCAGCAGGGCCGCGCCGAGCUGCUCGAGAUCAUCAAGCUGGUCAACAAGACGUGCCACGACUCGAGGGACAUGACCGUCAAGGGUGCCAAGAGCGCGUGGUGGGCUGAGCGCGAGGCGCUGGACGACCGGCUGAAGGAGCUCCUCAUGAACAUGGAGCACGUCUGGCUGGGCGGCUUCAAGGGCAUCUUCUCCCAGCACGUCCGCCGCCCGGACCUGCUGGAGCGGUUCCAGCGGGACUUCCUGGCCAUCCUGGACAAGCACCUGCCCUCGCGGAGGCAAGUGCGCGGGAAGAAGGCCAAGGCGGCGCAGGCCUGCCCCAAGGGCGCGCUCGACUUGAACGUCCUCGAGCUGUUCAUCGGCCUGGGCGACACGACCCGCCCCGAUAUCGACCUCGACGACGAGCUGACCGACCUGCUCUACUUCGUCGUGGACAUUCUCCAGUUCCACGGGGAGCGGAACGCGUACGACGAGAUCGACUUCGACUCCAUGGUCGUCCACACGCUGGACGCCCUGCACGCCUACCACGCGGCCGCGAACGCCGCCGCCGCCGACGCGCCCAGCAGCGCCCACACCAUCCUCAUCCUCGACAAGGCCCUGCACAUCUUCCCCUGGGAGUCCCUCCCCUGCAUGCAAGGGCUCGCCGUCUCGCGCGUGCCCUCGCUCGCCUGCCUCCGCCGCCUCCUCCUCGACCGCCACCAGCCCUCCUCCCCGCCCAACGACUCAUCAUCACCCGACCGCCCCAUCCGCGAAGGCCACCACGUCUCCCCCAGCCGCGGCACCUACAUCCUCAACCCGUCCGGCGACCUGACCUCGACGCAGUCGACCUUCGCCCAGCCGCUCGCCACCCACCUGCCCUCCCCGGCCUGGAAACAGAUCACGGGCCGCCCGCCGACGGAGGAGGAGUUCGCGGCCGCGCUCGCCGGCAACACCUCUGAAAACGCCGACGCCGCCGCCGAUGGCUAUGGUGCUGGUGCCGGCGUGGUGCUGUACUUCGGCCACGGCUCCGGCGCGCAGUACAUUCGCGGGCGCACGGUGCGCCGCCUCGACCCCCGCUGCCGCGCCGCCGUGCUGCUCAUGGGCUGCGCCAGCGCCGCCCUCGCCCACGCCGGCGCCUUCGAGCCCGCCGGCCCCGUCUGGAAUUACCUGCUCGCCGGCUGCCCCGCCGUCGUCGGCACCCUGUGGGACGUCACGGAUCGCGAUGUCGAUCGGUUUGCGGCGGGGGUGUUGGAGGAGUGGGGGCUUUUGCCGCGGGGGGCGGUCAGUGGGGCGAUGGUGGCGCGGGAGGGGGUCGGGGCCGGUGGUGGGGGGGGUGGGGGGGGGAAGGGGAGCAAAGGGAAGGUUAUGGAGAAGGAGAAGGAAAAGGAGAAGGGAAGGGGGGAGGUGGGGAAGGGAAAGUGCGGGUAUUGUUAUGGCGAUGCCUCGCUUGUUGAGGCGGUCGCGAGGGCGAGGGAUAGGUGCCGGUUCCGGUUUGUCACGGCGGCGGCUGCCGUGGUGUACGGUAUUCCGGUGUAUGUGGAGCGAUGA
Messenger RNA from Thermothielavioides terrestris NRRL 8126, 6495 nucleotides. RefSeq lists its product as uncharacterized. Bases 1 to 6495 code for a protein of 2164 amino acids. NCBI's taxonomy places the organism in Eukaryota, Fungi, Ascomycota, Sordariomycetes, Sordariales, Chaetomiaceae. Gene Ontology annotation, biological process: meiotic chromosome separation; proteolysis. The transcript has a single exon. The record is from RefSeq and is a predicted model, not a curated record. Gene Ontology annotation, cellular component: centrosome; nucleus; cytoplasm. Gene Ontology annotation, molecular function: cysteine-type endopeptidase activity; protein binding.